GGCAGUACACGGAAGACAUACAAGAUACUGAGUAGAGUAACAAGCUAGCAGUCAUGAACAUCGAAUCUGUUGUCAUCGUUUCUGCUGCAAGGACCCCCAUUGGGUCUUUCAACGGUGCCCUGUCCACGGUGCCCCUUCAAGAUUUGUGCUCUGUGGUGAUAAAGGAUGUUCUAAAGAGAGCCAACCUGAAGCCGGAGGAGGUGUCUGAGGUUAUCAUGGGGCAUGUGCUUACUGCAGGUCAAGGGCAGAACCCAGCACGACAGGCCAGCGUUGCUUCAGGCAUCCCCUACCAGGUGCCUGCCUGGAGCUGUCAGAUGGUGUGUGGAUCUGGGCUUAAAGCUGUGUGCCUAGGGGUUCAGUCCAUUCAAACUGGAGACUCAACCGUGGUUGUGGCAGGAGGAAUGGAGAGCAUGAGUCGGGCUCCCCACACAGUGCAUUUGCGGGCUGGUGUAAAGAUGGGGGAUGCUACCAUGCAGGACUCUAUCAUCACUGAUGGACUGACCGAUGCGUUCCACUGCUAUCACAUGGGCAUCACAGCGGAGAACGUGGCUAAGCAGUGGGGUGUAAGUCGCGAGGCACAGGACCAGUUUGCCACCCAAUCACAGAAUAGGACCGAGGCUGCCCAGAAAGCAGGACAUUUUGAUCAGGAGAUCGUUCCAGUCAUUGUGCCAUCCAGAAAAGGCCCAGUGGAAGUGAGAGCAGAUGAGUUUCCACGCCAUGGCAGCAAUUUAGAUGCCAUCUCCAAACUGCGGCCCUGCUUCCUGAAGGAUGGUAGUGGCACCGUCACCCCAGGCAACGCCUCAGGUAUAAAUGAUGGAGCUGCAGCAACCGUUCUCAUGAGCCAAUCAGAAGCUCAGAAGAGAGGUCUCAAGCCAAUGGCAAGAAUCAUCUCAUGGGCUCAAGCCGGGAUUGACCCAGCGAUCAUGGGAACUGGGCCUAUCAAAGCCAUCAGGAAAGCGCUUGAGAAAGCUGGUUGGCAGCUAGAUCAGGUGGACCUGUUUGAGAUAAAUGAAGCGUUCGCUGCCCAGUCCAUCGCUGUGUUGAAAGAGCUUGGACUCAACCCAGAUAAGGUGAACGUAAGUGGCGGAGCCAUCUCCCUCGGACAUCCGAUCGGCAUGUCUGGGUGUCGGGUUCUUGUGACCCUACUGCAUGCACUACAGAGGACCGGGGGUCGUAGGGGUGUGGCUUCUCUCUGCAUCGGGGGAGGCAUGGGCAUUGCUAUGUGUGUUGAGAGAGUAUGAACCCAAAAACAUUGAUGCUGCAGUCAAUAUUCUAUAUGUUGUUAAUGACACUGAAAGAAGUUUGAAAUGCUGCAUUAGUUAAGACUUCCUUACCUGUUAUAGCACAAACAUGUUGUACUAUGGUCAGAUUUCUGAAUGCCAGUUGGGCAAUGAAGGUUGCAAACAUCUCUGCUGAAUUCAGCUUAAGACAAAUGUACAUUUUACACCACUGAAUACUAUUUCCAUAGUGUAGUGACUUAGAUUGUAUAUAGUUAAUGCUGAACAUUUGCAGUCAUAAUGGGCAACCUGGUCUCAGGGGAAUACAUAAUAUAGUAUAAGUAAAAUGUGACAGCCUACCUUGCGUAUUCCAGAGAGAAGCCUUUAAUGGGUAGCACUAUUCAUUUUCACUCAACUGAAGGUUUACAUUGAGUGCUGAAGGUACAAGAGACAUUGAAACCUAGAAAGACUAAACUUGGUCACACACACACACAACUUAACUCACAUUAAGAAUAAAGAUUUCUGCCUUUUAACAUU
Esox lucius (northern pike) is the source of this 1754-nucleotide messenger RNA. It is a transcript of the gene acat2, whose product is annotated as acetyl-CoA acetyltransferase 2. Gene Ontology annotation, molecular function: acetyl-CoA C-acetyltransferase activity. NCBI's taxonomy places the organism in Eukaryota, Metazoa, Chordata, Actinopteri, Esociformes, Esocidae. The transcript has 9 exons. Gene Ontology annotation, biological process: fatty acid beta-oxidation. The record is from RefSeq and is a predicted model, not a curated record. The coding region runs from base 54 to 1241 and encodes 395 amino acids.